Colletotrichum scovillei is the source of this 1512-nucleotide messenger RNA. RefSeq lists its product as uncharacterized. Gene Ontology annotation, molecular function: acetyltransferase activity. The coding region runs from base 1 to 1512 and encodes 503 amino acids. The record is from RefSeq and is a predicted model, not a curated record. Gene Ontology annotation, biological process: mycotoxin biosynthetic process. NCBI's taxonomy places the organism in Eukaryota, Fungi, Ascomycota, Sordariomycetes, Glomerellales, Glomerellaceae. The transcript has 4 exons.
AUGUCCCUCCCCCCUAUUCCUCAGCUUGAUCCUGCUACCUUUCGCUGGCACCCGUCGCCUGAUGACCCCCGAGCCGUACGGCGCCUUGGGCUCGGCACCGAAGCUUGGGUCGGCCUGCGCGGCCCCAACUCUCGCGGGCAAUAUGAUAACUACCUCAAUACUACUCUCCGUAUCGAAGCUGACGGCCUUUCCUUGGCUGGCCUUGCGCGGCAUCUCGCGGAUGCGCUGGUUCAUCUCCGGUUUUACCACCCCGAGGUCGCUUGCACCACCGCCUGGGCCUCCGAGUACGGACCCCCGCACAUCAUCUACAACCCUCCGACGUGCGACGCCGAAGCCUUGCGAUGGGCGCGGGCCGCCGUUACCGCAAGAUCCACGUCCCAGACCGGGCUGCAGGUUGCGGCCCAGAUCGGCAAGCAGCGCCAGAUCGAUCCAGCCAAGUCCCUCCCGCCCGUGACGCUCGUCGUCGUGGCUGACGUGCAAAACGAGGAGGCGUUGCUGGCAGCCGGUGCACGCGUGGACGUUCUCGGCGUCUUCAAUCACAUCCACUGGGAUAGCAUCAGCGCGCGAGUCUUCGUAGGGGACCUGCUGCGCCGCCUUGGACAGCAGCUAGGUGUCAGUAAGGCAGAGACGGCGUCGUCGCAGUACGCGUGGGGUAGCGAGAUCGCGAACCUGAACGUGCCCGUUCUCGAUGCGUGCAAGGUUGAUGUCGGCGCUCUAGGCGAGGACUACAAGAAGACGCGGGAUGAGUUCAUCGCCGCCCUCCUCAAAAGCGGAUCCAGCUGGGGCUUACCUGUUGCUGCUGAUACCGGCGCACCUCGCACGAUAUGGCGCACAUUCACCGUUGAGCAGAGCGCUGCUAUCAAGGCCGCCAUCAAGACGCACCUUGGUCCAGAUUACACCGUCACUCACCUCGGCCACGCCGCCAUGGUCCUUGCCCUCCUCCGUGCCCGGCCUCUCCCCGCCGACGUCUCGGAUACCGUCGCUCUCGCCUCGCCGCUGCCCGUGAACGGCAGACGUUACCUUCGCGGCGACGCGGCACAGCGCUAUGGCUCGUGCCAGGCCGGCGCCUCAGUUGAGUUCGCACCGUUGCGCGAGUGGGCCGUAGAUGAGAGCAAUGCCGACGCCGUGCGGACUACGCUGGGGGCGCUGGCAACGCACGUCAAGGACGGCUAUGAGUAUUGGCUACGGAAUGAGUUUCAGCUCGCCAUCGACCAGGCCAAGGGCAAUUUUCUCGCAAGUGUGCUCGGGUCGUGCGUCUUUGCUAGCGACGGCAUCGUGGACAAGUACAUCCCUAGAGAGGUAUUCGGCGCGGGCGAAGAGAAGCUCCUCGCUGUGGAAAGCUGCUUGUUUCACCUGGAUACUUAUCUCUCCGACGUGCUCGUCAGGAUGGACAGCUGGAAGGGCGCCACGGGGCUGUCCAUCUGCUUCAAUGACGGCCGCUUGAACGCGACGCUUGCAGAUCAAUUUCUUGGCUACAUUGCGGAGUUCAUGUUGAAGUUCGCGGAGCAGUGA